UCUACGUUAUAAUGUCAUAUUUCCAUUGUUGUGAACAUAAGAGCUAUAUACUCGAUCUCUUACAAAUUGAUUCAUGGAGACCAAAACUCAUGAGCAGCUUCACAUUUUCUUCCUUCCAUUCAUGGGUCAAGGCCACACUUUACCCCUCAUAGAUAUAGCAAAACUCUUUGCUUCACGUGGAGAAAAAUCCACCAUAAUAACCACCCCAGCCAAUGCACCAAUCUUCACCAGAGCAAUCCAAACAAGUAGAAGUUCGGGUUUAGAUAUUGAACUUCUUCUUAUCAAAUUCCCUUCUACUGAAGUUGGGUUGCCCGAAGGAAUUGAAAGUUCUAACUGGAGUGAAACCGCAGAGAUAGCGGAGAAGUUCUUCAAAGCUCUAUCAUUGCUUGAACAACAAAUAGAAAAGCUUUUACACCAAUAUCAUCCUCACUGCAUUGUUUCAAGCUCUUUGUUUCAUUGGACUACGGAUCUUGCUGCCAAGUUCGGGAUUCCGAGGCUCAUCUUUCAAGGACCUGGUUUCUUCCCCUUGUGUGCUUCAAUGAGUGUGACGCUCUACCAACCUCAUAUGAAGGUUGCAUCUGAUUCAGAAGCUUUUGUUCUCCCUAAUCUCCCACACGAGAUCAUCAUAACCAGAAACGAGUUACCAUCUUAUAUUAAACAAGAUGACGAGACAGAGAUCUUGAAAUUGCUCAAACAGUGUAGAGAGACUGAGAAAAGGAGUUUUGGGAUUAUCAUUAACAGCUUUUAUGAACUUGAACCAGAUUAUGCAGAUCACUAUAGGAAGGCGUUUGGUAGGAAAUCAUGGCAUAUUGGCCCGGUAUCCUUAUGCAACACGGCGGAAAAUGAUCAAUCGGCAAGGGGAAGAGAAGGCUCAGAUGAUCAAGUACAUGAGUGCUUGCAUUGGCUUAAUUCUAAGAAACCUAAUUCGGUUGUUUAUGUAUGCUUUGGAAGUCUGAAUAGUUUCAGUGAUUGUGUGCUGACAGAAAUUGCUUUAGGUCUUGAGGCUUCAGAACAUCAAUUCAUCUGGGUUGCCAAGAAAGAAAAGGAUGAUAAAGAAGAGUGGUUACCUGAAGGAUUUGAGCAGAGAAUGGAGGGCAAGGGACUUAUUAUAAGAGGUUGGGCUCCCCAACUACUGAUUCUCCAACAUGAAGCAGUUGGGGCCUUUCUCACUCAUUGUGGGUGGAACUCAAUCCUAGAAGGAGUGACUGCUGGGGUGCCAAUGAUCACCUGGCCGUUGUUUGCAGACCAGUUUUACAAUGAGAAGUUGGUGACUCAGAUACUUGGGAUUGGGGUUUCUGUGGGUUCUCGAAAGACGUCAGAUGGUGCUGUGAAGAGCAAAGCCGGUGUGAAGUGGGAGGCUAUUAAGAAGGCUGUGACUGAAAUCAUGGAUGGUGAUGAAGCUGAGAAAAUAAGAUGCAAAGCUGUUGCGUUAGGAGAGAUCGCAAGGAGCGCGGUUGAAGAGGGUGGCUCAUCGUACUCGGAUCUAACUGCUCUCAUUGAAGAGGUGAGGUCCUUCAAGUCUUGACUCUCUUGAAGCAGCCAAUAUGCCAACAUUUUCUACUUUCUACUUUCAACAAGUGAUAUAUCUGCUAGUAGUCUACAUUGCUAGUACCAAUAUAUGCGUCCGCACUUUUGAUGAUGCUAUGCACCAACUUCAUUUACCUCUCCAAUAUGCACCAAAAUGAG
Argentina anserina (silverweed cinquefoil) is the source of this 1686-nucleotide messenger RNA. RefSeq names its product UDP-glucose flavonoid 3-O-glucosyltransferase 7-like. The transcript has a single exon. Gene Ontology annotation, molecular function: UDP-glucosyltransferase activity. Bases 74 to 1525 code for a protein of 483 amino acids. The record is from RefSeq and is a predicted model, not a curated record. NCBI's taxonomy places the organism in Eukaryota, Viridiplantae, Streptophyta, Magnoliopsida, Rosales, Rosaceae.